Australozyma saopauloensis is the source of this 2148-nucleotide messenger RNA. RefSeq names its product acetate--CoA ligase (gene ACS2). The transcript has a single exon. Lineage: Eukaryota; Fungi; Ascomycota; Pichiomycetes; Serinales; Metschnikowiaceae. Gene Ontology annotation, molecular function: AMP binding; acetyl-CoA synthetase activity. Gene Ontology annotation, cellular component: cytosol. The record is from RefSeq and is a predicted model, not a curated record. The coding region runs from base 1 to 2148 and encodes 715 amino acids.
AUGAACCCUAUGCCCUAUGCCAGCAGGAUCUGUUCAGCAGUCACUAGUCCCUCUCUUGUCAGUCUCCCAUAUGGCUCUUUCUUUCCCAUUACCCACAUUACUAACAACAGAAUGACCACUGCUUCACACUCCGUAGUCCACGAGGCUAACGACGUGCAAAUGCGUCAUACCCCAAAGGAAUUCUUCGAAAGACAACCCCAAAAGGGUCACAUUGCCUCUUUGGACCAAUACCAUGAGAUGUACCAACAAUCCAUCGAGGACCCCGAGGCCUUCUUUGGCCCAAUGGCCCGCGACCUCUUGCACUGGGACAGAGACUUCACCAAGGUCAAGUCUGGUGACUUGGUCAACGGUGACGCACAAUGGUUUAUUGGAGGUGAGUUGAACGCUGCAUACAACUGUGUGGACCGUUGGGCAUAUACACACCCUAACAAGACCGCCGUCAUCUACGAGGCUGACGACGAGGCUGACUCUUCUACUUUGACCUACGCCGAGCUUUUGCGUGAGGUUUCCAAGGUCGCCGGUGUUUUGAAGAGCUGGGGUGUCGCCAAGGGUGACAAUGUCGCCAUUUACUUGCCAAUGAAUGCCUCGGCUAUUGUUGCCAUGUUGGCUGUCGCUCGUUUGGGUGCAGUGCACUCUGUGAUCUUCGCUGGCUUCUCUGCAGGUUCUAUCAGAGACAGAGUUAACGAUGCUCAAUGUAAGGCCCUUAUCACCUGUGACGAGGGUCGUCGUGGUGGUAAGACCAUCAACAUCAAGAAAUUGGUUGAUGAGGCUUUGGUCUCUUGCCCAUCUGUGCAGAAGGUCUUGGUUCACCGUAGAACCGGUUCUGCCACCAUCGAAAUGGCUGAGGGUAGAGACUACUGGUGGGACGAGGAGACCAAGAACUUCCCUGGUUACUGUCCUCCAGUUCCUGUCAACUCCGAGGACCCUCUUUUCUUGUUGUACACCUCUGGUUCCACUGGUACUCCUAAGGGUGUUGUCCACACUACUGGUGGAUACUUGCUUGGUGCCGCCAUGACCACCAAGUACAUCUUUGACGUUCACUCUGAGGAUGUGUUGUUCACUGCUGGAGAUGUCGGUUGGAUUACCGGUCACACCUAUGCUCUUUACGGUCCUUUGCUUUUGGGUGUUCCAACUGUGGUCUUUGAGGGUACUCCUGCUUACCCAGACUACGGCCGUUUGUUCCAAAUCAUUGAGAAGCACAAGGCUACUCACUUCUACAUAGCUCCUACUGCUUUGCGUCUUUUGCGUAAGGCUGGUGAGGCCGAGAUCCCUAAGUACGACUUGUCUUCCUUGCGUACUUUGGGUUCUGUUGGUGAACCUAUCUCUCCAGACAUUUGGGAGUGGUACAACGAGCACAUCGGAAAGGGCCAAUGUCACAUCUCUGACACCUACUGGCAAACAGAGUCCGGCUCGCAUUUCAUUGCUCCUAUUGCCGGUGUCACUCCUAACAAGCCUGGUUCUGCUUCUUUGCCAUUCUUCGGUAUACAAACUUGUUUGAUUGACCCUGUCAACGGUACCGAGAUCCUGGGCAACGAUGUCGAGGGUGUCUUGGCUGUCAAGAACACCUGGCCAUCCAUGGCCCGUACCGUGUACAAGAACCACGAGAAGUACAUGGACACCUACUUGCGCCCAUACCCAGGUUACUACUUCACCGGAGACGGUGCUGCCAGAGACCACGACGGUUUCUACUGGAUUAGAGGCAGAGUCGACGAUGUUGUGAACGUUUCUGGCCAUCGUUUGUCGACCGCUGAAAUCGAGGCUGCCUUGAUUGAGCACCACGGUGUCUCUGAGGCUGCCGUUGUUGGUAUCAACGAUGACUUGACUGGACAAGCCGUCAUUGCUUACGUCGCCUUGAAGGACGAGUUUGCUGCCACCAUCGACGGUCAUGAGACCAGCGACGCUGCCUUUGCCCUCAGAAAGGACUUGGUGAUGGUUGUCAGAAAGCACAUUGGUCCAUUUGCCGCUCCUAAGUCGGUCAUUAUUGUCCAAGACUUGCCAAAGACCCGUUCUGGUAAGAUCAUGAGAAGAAUCUUGAGAAAGAUUUCUUCUAACGAGGCCGACCAAUUGGGUGACAUCACCACCUUGUCUAACCCACAAUCUGUGGCAGGUAUCAUUGACGCCUUCGGUGCUCAAUUCGGCAAGAAGUAA